Molecule: messenger RNA, 1822 nt
Organism: Gilbertella persicaria
Lineage: Eukaryota; Fungi; Mucoromycota; Mucoromycetes; Mucorales; Choanephoraceae
Product: pyridoxal phosphate-dependent transferase
Exons: 8
Coding region: 33-1790 (585 amino acids)
Biological process (GO): ceramide biosynthetic process; sphingosine biosynthetic process
Cellular component (GO): serine palmitoyltransferase complex
Molecular function (GO): pyridoxal phosphate binding; serine C-palmitoyltransferase activity
Source: RefSeq, a predicted model, not a curated record
UUUUUUUUUCUCUUUCUGUUUGUUUGUAUCCAAUGCCUGCACAACAGUUGCCUACGAUACCACCUAUUUUAGAAGAGCAACAAGAAAUCCCAACCAUUCAAAUAGACGGGAUUCAACCCAGUACUCGUAAAAGAGCAUUUUCAUUCUCUAAUUUAGUGAAUCGUACUCGUCGAGCUUAUUCUGUUUCAUCCACCUAUCCUGCCAAACCACCACCUACACUGCUUGCUUUACCUGUACCCAAGACAUCACAUGAUUUAUUAGCUGAUCUGGAUCAUCCAAAGGCAUUGAAUUUGACAGCUGCACAAAGAAGAAACUCGAUUGCAGCAGCUCAACGAAAAUAUGAGGAUUUUGAACAAAAGAUUGAAGCUGCUCCUUUAUUUGUACUUGUGUCUACUUAUUUAAAUUAUCUGGUCUUGAUAUUGUUUGGUCAUUUGCGUGAUAUUCUCGGUAAAGUGUUUAAACGUAAAGAAUAUGCUCAUCUUCGUACCAAUGAGGGAUAUGCUCCUUUAGUGUCUGAUUUUGAUUCUUUCUAUACAAGACGCAUGUAUAUUCGUAUUAGAGAUUGUUGGAAUAGACCCACUACUGGUGUCCCUAGUAGAACAGUCACUAUUCUCGAAAGAGAAUCCAACGAUUUUAACUUGACAUUUCGCUUGACUGGAAAGAAACAAGAAGUGAUCAAUUUCUCAUCAUACAACUAUUUGGGGUUUGCUCAAAAUCAAGGUAUUUGUGCAGAUCAAGUAGAGGACUGUGUAGGCGAGUAUGGUAUCACAAGUGCUAGUACAAGAAUGGAAUUGGGUACAUUGGAUAUUCAUCGUCAGUUGGAAAAGAAAGUGGCUCAAUUUGUGGGCAAAGAAGACUCGAUUGUUGUCUCUAUGGGAUUUGCUACCAAUUCGACUACGAUUCCUUGUCUUGUGAACAAGGGCUGUUUAGUGAUCAGUGAUGAAUUGAACCAUAGUUCUAUUAUCUUUGGUGUUCGUCUUUCAGGUGCCUCUGUCAGAGUGUUUAAGCAUAAUAAUAUGAUUGACUUGAAGAAUCUGUUGAGGGAAGUGAUAUCUCAAGGUCAGCCAAGAACCCAUCGUCCUUGGAAGAAGAUUGUGGUAAUUGUAGAGGGUUUAUAUUCUAUGGAAGGCUCUAUUGUCAAUCUGCCUGAAUUGAUCAAACUGAAGCAACAAUACAAAUUUUAUCUAUAUGUAGAUGAAGCACAUUCUAUUGGCGCUUUGGGUGAAAACGGAGGUGGUGUGUGUGAUUUCUAUGGUAUUAGUCCAAAGCAUGUUGAUAUUCUGAUGGGCACUUUUACAAAAUCAUUUGGUGCUGCCGGUGGUUAUAUUGCUGGUGAUAAGGCAGUCAUGGAUCAUUUGAGAUUAAAGAACCAUGCCUUUUUGUAUGCAGAAGCCAUGUCUCCACCUGUCAUUCAACAAGUGAGUUCAAGUAUGGGUGUGAUUAUGGGAGAAGAUGGUACAGACGAUGGAGUUCAACGUAUUCAAAACUUGGCAGACAAUUCUCGUUACUUUUCUAAUGCAUUAAGAAAGAUGGGAUUCAUUGUGUAUGGUGAUGAAGGCAGUCCUGUCAUUCCUCUUCUUCUUUUCAAUCCUGCUAAAAUUUCUGCCUUUUCUCGAGAAAUGCUUAAGCGUGGUAUUGCUAUUGUCGUUGUUGGUUAUCCUGCUACACCUAUCAUUAGUUCAAGAGCUCGUUUCUGUAUUUCUUCUGCUCAUACGCGAGAGGACCUUGAUAAAGCCCUUGAACAAAUUAGUCAAGUAGGCGAUAUUCUUAUGCUUAAGUUUAAAAAAUGAUGUACAUAAAUUUCUUUUUUCUUUUUUUUUUU